CAGUUGGAGCGAUAUAUGAACCAUUUUAUUGGGAAACCGACCCUAGUGCAAUCAGGUUUAUUUUCUCGGCGGCUUGGUGCAGUCUUUGCCUCGGUGCGAUCACGUCUUUUAGAGUUUCGGCGGAGAAGCAGAUAAGAAUCAGAGGCGCCAUCCUGCCUUUUUUUGUUUUCUCGUACUAGUAUUCUUCCUCGACAGCGAGUUGGUGUCAAUGUUCGAGUGGUAUAAUUGUGCGCCUUGUGCCCGUUCUGAGUUUUGAGGAGUUUUUCCCCACGUUGUUCCGUCAAUUGGCUCGGCAUACAGAGUAUACAAAAAUAAUUCAACCAGCUGCGGGAACUGGACAAGAUGGCAGUCAACGAACUUGAAAGCGGAGGCGCUCUGCGAACAGUGAAAGAUCUCACUGCCGGCGCUGCUGGCGGUAUUGCGCAGGUUCUCCUUGGUCAACCAUUUGACAUUAUCAAGGUCCGACUCCAAACCACCACAAAUUACUCAAACGCCUUCGAUUGUGCCACAAAAAUUUUGAAGAACGAAGGUCCGUUGGCGUUUUACAAGGGAACUUUAACACCAUUGGUCGGAAUUGGUGCCUGUGUCAGUGUCCAAUUCGGAGCUUUCCAUGAAGCACGGCGACAAUUCGAAGAAUUGAACGCCAAAAAGGACCCCCUUAACACAUCUCUAUCUUACCCACAAUACUAUCUUGCUGGAGCUUUCGCUGGCAUUACCAAUUCUGUCAUAUCCGGGCCCAUCGAGCAUGUCCGCAUUCGGCUACAAACGCAACCACAUGGCGCCCAGCGGCUAUAUAACGGGCCUAUCGACUGCAUCCGCAAACUGUCAGCUCAUGAAGGCGUUCUUAAGGGUAUCUAUAGAGGAGGUCUCGUCACCGUAUUCCGAGAAGCCCAAGCCUACGGCGUUUGGUUCCUCACUUUCGAAUAUCUCAUGAACUGGGACGCAAAGCGCAACAACAUUAAGCGAGAAGAGAUCUCAGCCGUCAAAGUGGCAACCUACGGAGGUCUUGCAGGUGAAGCUCUCUGGCUAGCAAGUUAUCCUCUCGAUGUCAUCAAGAGUAAGAUGCAGAGCGAUGGAUUCGGAGCCCAACAGAAAUAUGCGGGGAUGACCGAUUGUUUCAAGAAAACUUUUGUGACUGAGGGAUUGGGCGGGUUCUGGAAGGGAAUCGGACCAACGUUGCUCAGAGCAAUGCCAGUUUCUGCGGGAACAUUCGCAGUCGUUGAACUUGCAAUGAGAGCUCUUGGAUAAAAAAAAAUUUUUUUCUGCCAGUCGUAUUUCAUUUUAGAUGACCAGCUUGCGGCCACAAAUCGACCAUACACCGUGAUUCAAUAUUUCCUAAAUAUAGACUUUGUCUUUUUUGGAUUUUGCCCGCCACCUCCUACCGAUAUAUUAUUGCAUUGCACUGCAUCGUCCACUUCAGUCGAUACAUACACACGGCGUUUUUGCCAUUUGCGUGUGACAUCCAAGACAUUUGGUUAUUUUUUGCCCUUAUCAGACAUGUCUACCGUUCAUACAAUGUUGUGCCAAGUUAGUGCUGCAUCUGAAGUUAUCUACCAAACAUAUGAAAUGUUGUACAGGGAAUUAUGAGGAGGGAAACUUGAGAGUCGUGUGAAACUACACGCUGGCGAUACCAAAUCUUAGGAGGAUGAUAGAGUUUGUGAGUUUGGCAAGCAUCUGUUCGAUCUAAGACAUUGUAUGUAUUACGGGGAUUUGUGAAUUAAAAUUUAGGAGAUCAUUCGAAGUUCAGAGCAAUUUUUCUCAUACUAAAUUUUUGAUCCAGACAUUGCAGUACCAUGCUUCUCAAAGCGGAAAUCCCUGCCCGCCCCGGAAAAUGAUGUUUAAGGAACAUGAAGGACACAAGCACACCAAACUUCUCCAUGUCGCCCAAAGGGUGUUCAUCACUCGUCUUUCUUCCCACCUCGCUCUGCUGCUUCAGCCGUUGUUUCCUCAUCAUAAUAAGCAACUUCGUAAAGAUGCCCAUCCGGAUCUUCCAUGCUCCUGGUGUAGAGUCCGCCAGCACAACUCUCCGGUAUCAUAAUUGGACCUGGCGUCCCACCUGCUUCCAGCCCCUUCUUAAUUAGCGCAUCUACUUCCUCUCUGGAGUUAACCAUGAGGGUCACAAUGGUCUCGUGCGAAGUCUUGGUGCAGGCGAUCUCGCGACCGGAUGGGAGGAAUUUGCCAAAGACGGAAUGGGUGCCGUAGAAGAUGCUGAAGGAAUCACCAUGUUUGAGGUGCAGGGGUUGUCUUAGCGUCAUAACAUGCGUUCACUUCGAAGCCGAGAGCUGUUCCGAAGCGCUCUGCGGCGGCAAUAUCUGUAGUGGCGAGACUGACAGUGAAGGAUAUGUUUGGAGGGGCCAUUGUCGAUGUGCA
Histoplasma capsulatum G186AR is the source of this 2370-nucleotide messenger RNA. RefSeq names its product mitochondrial carrier protein. The record is from RefSeq and is a predicted model, not a curated record. Lineage: Eukaryota; Fungi; Ascomycota; Eurotiomycetes; Onygenales; Ajellomycetaceae. The transcript has 6 exons. Gene Ontology annotation, biological process: mitochondrial L-ornithine transmembrane transport. Gene Ontology annotation, molecular function: L-ornithine transmembrane transporter activity. Bases 343 to 1248 code for a protein of 301 amino acids.